UUAAGUGAUUGUGAAAUGUUAAAUAAAUUGUUAUGACUAUGGGUUGCACUCCAAGCAGUCAUAGCAGCGAUCAGACAGGUUUCGCCUAUGGAUGUGCCCAAAGCUCCCAUUCCUCGGGCAACGAACACGACUACAGGAGGACAUCCAUUGAACUUAACGGAAACCAUACGACCACUGUUUGCAAUAACAAAGAAAUGCGAGAAUCGCUGAAUUCACGAAUGAAUAUCUUAAAACACGACAAAAUGUGCCUUAAUUUCCCUAAUGUUAAAGUAUUAUUGGUUUUUGACAAACCGGACGCUCAGUGCGAUGCUCUCAAAUGGGCCGCAGAAAAGCUAUCAUUUGAAACAUAUUUAUGCCAUAACUUUGAGUCAGCCGUUGAUUGUUAUACUGAGGAAAGGCAUCAUUUGGUGAUCAUUGACUCCAGACAUUCAUCACACAUGUUGGACGCAUCAUCUCUGUGCAGAUCCAUAAGAAAUAUUAAAGGAAGUGAAUACACGUGUAUUGUUGCGGUCGUUAAGAGAAGUUUAGCCGAAAAAGAAGAGGCAGGAGUUUUGCCAUUUAUUAGACACGGAUUCAAUAGAUGGUUCAUAGAGUCAUAUAAUUUAGGCAUUUGUCUCAAUGAAUUGAUUCAAUUAGAGAAUAACGAUAUUGCCAUUCAAUCUAAACUUAAAGCAAGUCAUGCCUUAUUCACUGCACUCGACUACUGUAAGGACGGUGUGAUAGUUACCGGUCCUAAUCAUGACAUACAAUACCUGAAUCAAGCCAUUGAAAAAAUGUUGGGUUUUAGGUAUGAAGAAAUUAUCGGCAAAAAUGCUUAUGAUUUGCAUCGAAGCGAUUCAUUGAAGACCGAUGUCGUCGACAGCAUUAAUAUGCAUAUCAAUAAAGGAAAGGAAUGGGAGGGAACUAUAUUUCAUAGGAGAAAGUCUGGAGAAUGUAUUCCUCUCUGGAGUAAAAUAUCUCCAUUAGAGGUACACAAUGGAAUUGCCGAACAUUUAGUAUUUAUCAAAGAAUUUCCUUAUUAUUCAAUUGAAAAGAUGUUUAGUCCCGAUGGAGAUGUACUUCCUUAUACUUAUGGCUCUAUAAAAAGCACUAGAAAGGCAUCAUAUGAUGUAAAAUCCCUGUGCUCUGACGUUGGUUUGGGUCGCCGACAAAGUUUUGCCAAAUUUCACGCCAUGACUAUCGAGGCGCCCAUAACUAAGGUCAUCAAUAUCCUGAUGGCCACUCAAGAGAACAGUCCUGUGUUUGUGGCCCAAGCGUUGGAUAAAGUAUUGGAAAUAUUGAAGAACUCGGAGCUCUAUUCACCACAAUUUCCGAACAAAGAGAGCAAACCGGACGACCAAAUGGCCAGUGAUCUGGUGUCCGGUCUGAUGAGUAGCGGUACAAAACAGUCGGGAGUCCGUCGUAUGUCACACGAGGCCGCCUCUAAUAAAAGUAGUGUCGGCGGAGGAGGCGUCACUCCACAGACACCCACACAACUGCCGAGUCUUUCCAAUGUUCCCAAUAAUAUCAAGAAUUUAUUGGAUAAGGACAGUGACUGGGGGUUUGAUAUCAUUGAAUUGGAAAGAGUUUCACAAAAACGUCCAUUAGUUUGGUUGGGAUUAUCAGUUCUGUCAAGUUUUGAUGUCUGUCGUACUCUAAACUGUGAUGAGAUAACCUUAAGAAACUGGUUAACAGUCAUUGAAGCCAAUUAUAGGGACAAUCCUUACCACAACUCAACCCAUGCCGCAGAUGUCAUGCAAGCGACCGCUUACUUCUUAAGAAAGCCACGACUGAAGACACUGUUUUAUCCUUUAGAUGAGGCCAUCUGUUUGAUAGCCGCCAUAAUCCACGACGUGGACCAUCCGGGAAAAAAUAGCGCAUUUCUUUGUAAUUCAAAUGACGAGAUGGCCAUACUUUACAAUGAUAUAUCUGUGUUAGAGAGCCAUCACGCGGCUCAUGCCUUUCAUCUAACAGUUGGUCCCAAUUCAGACCCAAUAAAUAUAUUUAAAAAUUUGGAUUCCGAAACCUAUCGAGACGUUCGCCAAUCAAUUAUCGAUAUGGUUUUGGCCACCGAAAUGACUAAACAUUUUGAACAUUUAUCAAAGUUUGUUCACGUUUUUACCAAAUCUGUUAGCAUAGAGGAAGGUCUUAUAGGGAACGUUGGUCAGAGUGGACCGGGAGAACUGGAAACAGUUCCCGAAUCGCCGAAUAUGAUUACAUUUUCCACACCUGAAAAUAUCGUUCUCAUUAAACGAAUUCUCAUUAAGUGUGCCGACGUCUCAAACCCCGCCCGACCUCUAGACCUCUGCAAAGUGUGGGCGCAUAGGAUUGCAGAAGAGUAUUGCAAUCAGACUGAUGAGGAGAAGCGCCAAAAGCUACCGGUAGUGAUGCCGACCUUUGACCGACUGACCUGUUCUAUACCUAAAUCUCAAAUUGGUUUCAUUGAUUAUUUUGCAAACGAUAUGUUUGACGCUUGGGAUUCGUUUGGAGACUUUCCGGAAAUUGCAGAACAUUUGCGAUCAAACUAUCACUUUUGGAAGGAGUUGUCGGAACAAAAUAGUAAUAAAGAUAUCGACAAUAAUAAUAAAGACAAAGAAAGACAAUCCUAAACCAAUUUCAGUCUAAAAGAGGAUCAAUCCAUACAAACAACAAAUACAAAACAACAUUUUAGGCCAAAGUUUUAGUGAAACAGAGAUUAUUUUUUUUAAUUUAAAAAACAGUUUUAUAUGAAAAACAAUCCAAUAUUUAUAAAAUUAGAUUGUAAUGGGAUUUCUAAUAAUAUAAAAAUAUAAUUACAUCAAA
Oppia nitens is the source of this 2781-nucleotide messenger RNA. It is a transcript of the gene Pde8, whose product is annotated as high affinity cAMP-specific and IBMX-insensitive 3',5'-cyclic phosphodiesterase 8B-like. The record is from RefSeq and is a predicted model, not a curated record. Gene Ontology annotation, biological process: positive regulation of ERK1 and ERK2 cascade; signal transduction. The transcript is spliced from 15 exons. Gene Ontology annotation, molecular function: 3',5'-cyclic-nucleotide phosphodiesterase activity. NCBI's taxonomy places the organism in Eukaryota, Metazoa, Arthropoda, Arachnida, Sarcoptiformes, Oppiidae. Bases 33 to 2588 code for a protein of 851 amino acids.